CUCUUCCCAUACGAAAUCGAAGCACUUUAAAUGUACCCUAUUAGUAGUUUGAAUUUGCACCAUUUUUAAUUUAAAAAGUUGAAGUGUGUUUAGCAUAACUUACAUGGGUACAUUUACAGUGGCGAAUUUCUUUUCAGAUGUUAAACCGCGGAAAUACAAAGGCUGCGAAUCGUCCUCGAUGCGACGACGCAACAACCUCGCUGUGUUGUUCAACAACACCUCGGUCGUACCCUUCAAAUGGAGGGGCAAAUACCUCUGCUUUUACUGCAGCAAGGACAUUGCCGAAUACCCCGCGCUUCGGAAACAUACCAAGUCCCACGGACGUUGCUCGACCGAUGAUCAUUCUUUGAAAGUCUUGAAAGGAGGCCAAAAUAUGGAAAUUAAAAUCGACAUAUCUGAUAUCACCUGCGAAAUUUGCAACGAACCUUUUCCUACAUUAGACGAUAUUAUAACACAUCUGUUUAUUAAACAUAAGUUAGAAUAUGACCGCGAUGUUGAAAUGGCCAUAGAAGAGUAUAGACUAGUCGAUCUUAGCUGUUUAGCUUGCGAUGAAAAAUUCGCGUAUUUCGGUUAUCUGGUUUCUCAUGUUAAUAAUAGUCAUCCUAAAAACUGUCUCAUCUGUGAUAAGUGCGAGCAAAAGUUCAACAAGAAACGAGAUCUGUUCUCUCACAUGAAGAAUUAUCAUAGGGAGGGAGGUUACCAAUGCGAACUGUGUCCUUUAAGUUUUAGCUCACUAAAUAUACUUCGGAAACAUAGAAACAAUCGCCAUUUGACUAGGUGUAGUAUCUGUCAGUUGAAGCUGCCUUCAGCGGCGUUAAAACAGAAGCAUAUGGAGUUGGAACACCCUGACGAUGGCUCUUUGCAAUGCGAUAACUGUUUCAAAGAAUUCCACACGAAACAGGGUCUUAGAAUGCACGUUAGAAAGUGCAAGGGAGAUGAUGAGGUUUUCAGCGUAGAUGUUAGGAAAAAAGACUACGACCCAAUGGAUCUGGAUCAGAAUUACGAAGAUCCUGUCAAAAGACCGAGCGUCAAGCAGAUCAGGGAGAACAUAGUCAUAGUAAUCAAUAUGUCGACGGCUAUUCCAUUCAACUUCUAUAAAAAUAAGUUUAACUGCUUCUAUUGUUCCAAAGAUUUUCCCGACUCGGAUUUAAUGAGAGAACAUACUAUAAUAGAACACCCUACGUGCGAUGUCAAACAGAAAUGCAUUAGGAAGUGUAGGGAAUCGGUAGCGUGCGUCAAAAUAGACAUUUCUGCCCUAGCGUGUAAAGUAUGCUUCGAGUCCCUCCCAGACCUUGAUACACUCAUAGACCAUUUAAUUUUAAAACACAACGCCAACUACGAUAAAUCAAUAACGACCUGCUUACAGCCUUACAGACUCAUCAAAGACCAUAUGGCCUGCCCCCAUUGUCCAGGCGAAACAUUUAGAUUCUUCGGCACUCUGCUAAAACACAUGAACAACAAACACACCAACAAUAAUAUUAUUUGCGUGUAUUGCGGUCAAACCUUUAGACGGGACCAAAAUCUUCGUGUUCAUAUUUGGCGCCACCACAGGGACGGUAGAUUUAAGUGUAACAUAUGUGGCGCCGAAUGUAAUAUACCUUCUAGGUUAUACAUGCAUAUGGCUAAAGCACACGGGGUGAAAGCGGCCAAAUGCCCUAAAUGCCCUGAGAGCUUUUCAACACAAUACCUAAGACAAAAACAUUUAAUCGAGGCUCACGACUCAGGCCACAAAUGUACUUAUUGUGGCAAAUUAUUCACUAGGAACUCAUUUAUGAGGGACCAUAUUAGACGAACGCAUUUAAAAGAGAAAAACGUGGAAUGUUCCAUAUGCAACAUGAAGUUUUUCAACAACAUUCUUCUGAGACGCCACAUGGUUAAACAUAGCGGCGAGAAGAAUUUUCAUUGUGAUAUUUGUGGUGAAAGAUUUUUUUGGCGAAAAAGCCUACGGACGCAUAUGGCUAGGCAUAAUAAGCAUAUUAAUCCUGUACAUAUUUAAGUCUCCAUCUAGUCAUUUAUUUAUUCCACAUAGCUUAAGUAAUUUAUAUCGGUUGCCAUAUAU
Messenger RNA from Cydia amplana, 2059 nucleotides. RefSeq names its product zinc finger protein 26-like. Gene Ontology annotation, molecular function: DNA-binding transcription factor activity, RNA polymerase II-specific. NCBI's taxonomy places the organism in Eukaryota, Metazoa, Arthropoda, Insecta, Lepidoptera, Tortricidae. Gene Ontology annotation, biological process: regulation of transcription by RNA polymerase II. The record is from RefSeq and is a predicted model, not a curated record. Bases 104 to 1996 code for a protein of 630 amino acids. Gene Ontology annotation, cellular component: nucleus. The transcript has a single exon.